Arachis stenosperma is the source of this 1448-nucleotide messenger RNA. RefSeq names its product xyloglucan endotransglucosylase/hydrolase protein 31-like. The record is from RefSeq and is a predicted model, not a curated record. The transcript has 4 exons. Gene Ontology annotation, cellular component: cell wall; apoplast. Gene Ontology annotation, molecular function: xyloglucan:xyloglucosyl transferase activity; hydrolase activity, hydrolyzing O-glycosyl compounds. Lineage: Eukaryota; Viridiplantae; Streptophyta; Magnoliopsida; Fabales; Fabaceae. Gene Ontology annotation, biological process: xyloglucan metabolic process; cell wall biogenesis. The coding region runs from base 110 to 1024 and encodes 304 amino acids.
UAGCUACACUCUUCCAUAAGCACCAGCUACUAAAGAGUAUAGAGUACAGAGUAUAGAGUAUAAGCCUCUAAUCUUUUGUCACACCCUGCAUUGUAGCAGAUAUACACUAAUGUUCACUACAAUGCUGCCAUCAUCACCCCUUUCUUUCUUCUUCUUCUUCUUCCUUCUUGUACUCUCAUUCAUGAUAUGUGCUAGUGCUCAGGGUCCACCUUCACCUGGCUACUACCCUGGUUCCAAAAUUAGUCCUAUUAGCUUUGAUCAAGGGUUCAGAAGCCUAUGGGGACCUCAGCAUCAGAGGCUAGAACAAGGCACAUUAUCAAUAUGGCUAGAUUCUAACUCGGGGAGUGGAUUCAAGUCACUUCACUCUUAUCAAUCUGGAUACUUUAGUGCUGCAAUUAAACUUCAACCCGGUUAUACUGCAGGGAUCAUUACAACUCUCUAUCUUUCAAACAACCAAGAUCACCCCGGAAAUCACGACGAAAUCGACAUUGAGUUCCUAGGUACCACCCCUGAUAAGCCAUAUGUUCUGCAGACUAAUGUAUACAUAAGAGGAACUGGUGAUGGCAACAUUGUAGGGAGAGAGAUGAGGUUUCAUCUUUGGUUUGAUCCAACACAAGAUUUUCACAUCUAUGCUAUUCUAUGGAAACCAAGUGAGACAAUAUUUUUUGUGGAUGAUGUUCCCAUAAGGAGGUACCCUAGGAAAGGUGAUGCUACAUACCCAAAUAGACCAAUGUAUGUGUAUGGAUCAAUAUGGGAUGCAUCUUCAUGGGCAACAGAAGAUGGAAAAUACAAAGCAAAUUAUAAAUACCAACCCUUCAUUGGUAGGUACAAGAACUUCAAGCUCCAAGGUUGCACCAUUAAUGAAAGCCCUUCCUCAUGCAAGCCACCAUCUGCAUCACCAUCAGGGUAUGGAAGUCUUAGUCUUCAGCAAAUUUCAGCCAUGCAAUGGGUCCAAAACCACUACUUGGUCUAUUAUUAUUGCCAUGACCCUAAGAGAGAUCAUACUCUUACCCCAGAGUGCUAGGGUCACCUUCAAAUUACUGGCUUAAUUGUGUGCUUAUACUCACAAACUAGUACUUUAAGAAGGAAAACAAUGUUAAGUAAAAAUUCCAUAGUAACAGAUAUUAUGUUAAUUCACAUUUUAUCUAUUAUGGAAUUAAAUAAUUAAGUGUGAGUUAAUAUCUGUCAACUCAUAUAUCAUAUAUUAUUGAAUGAAAUAUAUAUUUUCAUUCAGUAAUAAAUAAGAUUUGAGUUAAUUAGCUAUUAUAUCAAUGCACAUAAUGCAAGUUUAAUAAUUUUUAUUAAGGGGGUGGUUUUUAGUUUGAGAUGGUCCAAGCUUGCUAAUGACAAGUAUAAUUGCAAGAUUAGUUGAACGUCCAAGCCCUCAAAUGAUUGGAAUGUUUGUAUUGUUAUUAUGUGAUGAAGUAGUAUUAUUCUCAUUGGGGACC